Python bivittatus (Burmese python) is the source of this 1277-nucleotide messenger RNA. RefSeq names its product noggin-2-like. The record is from RefSeq and is a predicted model, not a curated record. Gene Ontology annotation, biological process: negative regulation of cell differentiation; osteoblast differentiation; dorsal/ventral pattern formation. NCBI's taxonomy places the organism in Eukaryota, Metazoa, Chordata, Lepidosauria, Squamata, Pythonidae.
CUCGCCUGCGCCUGUCAUCUAACCCCCUGGCGAUCUAUUUAAAGCAAGAGGCCUGGUUGGAUUUUCUCUCAACCUAUUUAUGAAUCCCUUGGACUUGGCAAGGGGGUCUGCGGAGCAUUAACGCCCCGCUCGGGAACAAUCGGGAGAGCGAGGGACGUGGCUCCCUUGCAGCGCCGUCGCCAAGGGACCCCCGGGACCGGCAGAGGAGAGCAUGAAGGCCUCCCAGGCACUCCUGGUCUGCUCUUCCCUGGCGUUGCUGCUCCAGCCCGGCUCCCUCCAGCCCUACCUUCGCCUCCGGCCUUCGCCUAGCGACAACCUGCCCAUCAAGGAUAUUAUCGAGCAUCCGGAUCCAGAGUAUGACCCCAAGGAGCAAGAUUUGGAUGAUCGGACUUUGCGCAAGAAGCUGGGGAGCAAUUUUGACCCCAACUUCAUGUCGGUGGCGGCGCCGGCGCAGGGGAACGUCUCCAGCUUGGAGCCCUUGCACAGGUUCAAGGGACAGGGACCUUUGCCCGGGGAGCUGAAGAAGCUGGACCUUGGCGAGACGCCGUAUAGGACCAAGGUCAAGAUGGGCAAAAAAGCCCGCCGGAAAUUUCUUCAGUGGCUUUGGGCGUAUACCUACUGCCCGGUGAUGUAUACUUGGAAGGACCUGGGCAGCCGAUUUUGGCCUCGGUACAUCAAGGAAGGGAACUGCUUGGCGGAAAGGUCCUGUUCCUUUCCGGAGGGUAUGUCCUGCAAACCCAUCAGGUCUGUCACCAAGACGUUCCUGAGAUGGUACUGCCAAGGAUGGUCCAGGCAAAAAUACUGCACAUGGAUCCCCGUUCAGUAUCCAGUGAUUUCAGAGUGCAAGUGCUCCUGUUAAUUAUGGGGAGGGGGGCAGGCUGAAGACUUAGGGGACGUCCCCACUCCUGGAUGCGUGGUGUGUGGUUAUGUGGCCUAGGUCCAGAAAACCUCCGCUGGGAGUCAUGCUAGGGCCUUGGGAUGGGGGACGUUGGCGAGGAAGUAAGGCUGCACCGAUCCGACAGACGGGAAUCCAUCCGGAAGGCUGAAGCAUCCAGAGAGGGUGGCCAGGGAUUCAAGCCAUCUUGGUUAACGGACUUGACAGGUGCCAAUCAUCCUGCAACCCUGAGCAAAGCUUGGACGGUUGAAUUGAAAACUUGUUGCCUACUUAGUGUCGCUUUGACAAAGAGACGUACAGACACGGAUCUGUGUUCGCAAGACACUUUGCUUAUUCAUUUCUCUGUCCUCUUCCCCACCCGCCGCCCCCUCAGCCCCUUGCA